This is a messenger RNA of Caenorhabditis remanei, 1929 nucleotides long. RefSeq lists its product as uncharacterized. Lineage: Eukaryota; Metazoa; Nematoda; Chromadorea; Rhabditida; Rhabditidae. The record is from RefSeq and is a predicted model, not a curated record. The transcript has 13 exons. Bases 1 to 1929 code for a protein of 642 amino acids.
AUGAUAAUCACUUUUGCCACCUAUUGUAUUGCGUUUUCCCUGGUGGACGCUUUUGUGGAAGCGAUAUUUCAUUCUUACAACGGUUGUUUCAUUUAUUUUACGUUGAGCACCACAUUCGGGGGAUCCAAGAGAGCCGGGGAGAUUGGACUUUUAGUCUACUGUGGAGUCUACUCAACAAUUCUUGCUUCACUGGCAGUCCAAUUUUUCUAUCGAGCCGUUGUUAUUGCUGCUCCAAACUACGUCAAAUAUUUUAACGGGUGGAACUACAUUUUUUGUAUUUUGUACGCAAUAAUUUGUGGUAUCGCGUGGCCCCUCAACGUUUCUUUAACGUAUCCGGAUGAGAUGACCGAUGCCUAUAUGAAGGAGGAAAUGCUUUCGAAUUAUGGAGUCAAAGUCAAGGAUGUAGCAAAUUAUGUAGUUCUUGCUUAUAACGGAGAAGGCGAGUCGAAAACACUGCGCUGGAACAGUGUCGCUUGCAUCUUAUCGGUCUCAUCACUGUUAAGUUUUCAGUAUAUGGUUAUGUUGAUAAGUGGGAUAUUGGUGUAUAGGGAGAUUCAAAGGAAAUCGAGAUGCUCGGAGUCUAGUAAACACGAAAAGUUGCAGAAACAGGUUUUUGUGGCGUUGGUUUAUCAGGUCGCCGCGCCAACCAUCUUUAUCCAACUUCCCUCGUUCAUCGUGCUCACCAUUCCAUUCCUUGACCUCAAGUUCAGUUUUCGUGGCGCCAUUAUAAUCUACGGAUAUUGCACAUACCCAUUUGUCGAUUUUCUGAUUAUUCUCAAAGUUAUUACAGAAUACCGGAAUGCAUAUAAACGAUUUCUGAUAAAGUUGGCCAACAGAUUCAUCGAAAUUUUGGGAUAUGAGAUGCCAACAACAGUAGCUCCCUCGACAACUGCUGCUACUAUUAGUAGGACGUUGGCAAGAAGUGGAACACUGUUCUAUGUUAUCACGGUGUUCCUUAACACAUCUUUGAUUCACUUGACCCUUUUCCAUACCAAACAAAUUGUGGGCACUUAUCGAAAGAUGAUAGUCACUUUUGCGUUAAUUGGCAUUGCAUUUUCUACGUUGGAUAUGUUGGUGAGACCGUUAUUUCAUUCUUACAACGGUUGCUUCAUUUAUUUCACGUUGGGCAGCACAUUCAGAAGUUCUAAGCGAGUAGCAGAGUUUGGACUUUUAAUCUACUCCGCUUUCUACUCGAUGAUUCUUGCCUUCCUCGCUGUUCAAUUUCUAUACAGAGCUUGUGUGAUAUCUAAACCGUACUGGACCAAAUAUUUCGACGGAUGGAAGUACAUCUUCUGGCUAUUCUACACAUUUCUGGGCGGGCUGUUGUGGUCCCUGGCAUCCACUCUCACUUUCCCUGAUGAAGCCACGUUGAGCUACAUGAGAAAUGAAAUACUUCAAAACUAUGGAGUAGAGAUCAAAAAUGUGCCGCAUUUUGCGGUACUGGCAUAUAACGGCGAAGGCCCCCUCAAAACAAUCCGCUGGAAUAGUUUAGUCUGCAUCGGCUGUGUCUCUGCUAUCCUAGUUUUUCAAUAUUCUAUUAUGCUGGUUUCUGGAAUUAUCAUGUAUCGAAAAACCCAAGGAAAGCUCACCGCCACGUCAUCUGAACAAGAGAGGAUGCAGCGUCAGUUUUUCAAUGCGUUGAUUCUCCAGGUCGCCGCGCCCACCAUCUUCUUCCAACUCCCUGGAUUCGUUGUCUUGGUUUUCCCAUUUUUCGACUUCAAACUAAGUUUUCACUCCGGAAUUGUGACCUUGGGAUUUAAUGCGUAUCCAAUGGUGGACACUUUGAUUGUGCUGAAAGUCGUCACAGAGUACAAGAACGCUUAUAAACGUUUUAUACAAAGUUUUGCCAAGGAUUGCAUCGAAUUCCUUGGAGGGGAUACACCGAGGAACCCACCGGCAACUGUCACAAAUGCCUUGGCCAAACUUUGA